This is a messenger RNA of Meleagris gallopavo (turkey), 824 nucleotides long. Lineage: Eukaryota; Metazoa; Chordata; Aves; Galliformes; Phasianidae. The record is from RefSeq and is a predicted model, not a curated record.
AAAGCGGCCGCCCCCGCUCCCCCCGACCCUAAAGGCAGCCCCGCUUCCCCCGGCUCGCAGCCCCGGCGCCAGGAGCUGGGAACGUGAGAACCUGAAUCCCACAAGAGCAGGGAGCGAGGUGACUCCCCCCUCCCUCCAACCCACAGAUCCCAGAACUCAAAAGUCCACCCAGAAAGGGCAAAGGGAAUGGGAUGGAUUUGGGGGCAAGGAGAGUGAAAACACGCAGGAAACAUCCCCAGAUGGGGAAAUGGGGAUGGGGAUUAAUCACCAAACCGCACCCCAAAGCCAAGAAGUCAAGGCUCUAGCAUUUCUCUUUGGGGUUUCCACCUCCCAUGUGCAGACACUUUGGGUGGGUCAGGGAUUGGGGUCUGCACUCGGAGUCCUACUGACCCUGUACCCGGUGCCUUGCAGCGGCUUGUCACAGGAGGUGGGCAGCGUGGAGCAACUCACCCUGCGCUGCGCCGAGGGCUCCCUGGAGUGGCUGUACCCCACUGGGGCUCUCCGCCUCCGCCUGGCCCCCCGCCUGCCCCCCGCCACCACCUCUGAUGGCCGCGGCCCCCGACACGUCACCGCCUGCCUUCAGCCAGCCGGCACCUUCCGGGGUGCUCAGCUCUACCUGGAGCGGGACGGGAAGCUGGAGCUGCUGCUGCCUGAGGCAGAGGUGGCCCCGCGGCCCCGUGUGAGGUGUUUCAGCUGGCCACCCCAUGAGCAGGUGGCCCUGUUCCUGCAGGCCACCCCGCAGCGUGACAUCAGCCGCCGCAUCGCUGCCUUUCGCUAUGAGCUGCGGGGGGAUUGGCUCGCCCGGCCCGCGCUGCCUGCCGAAG